Helobdella robusta is the source of this 1296-nucleotide messenger RNA. RefSeq lists its product as hypothetical. The record is from RefSeq and is a predicted model, not a curated record. The transcript is spliced from 8 exons. Bases 1 to 1296 code for a protein of 431 amino acids. NCBI's taxonomy places the organism in Eukaryota, Metazoa, Annelida, Clitellata, Rhynchobdellida, Glossiphoniidae.
AUGUUUGAUGCUGGUUGUCUGAUGUCUGAUGCUGGUUGUCUGAUGUCUGAUGCUGGUUGUCUGAUGUCUGAUGCUGGUUGUCUGAUGUCUGAUGCUGGUUGUCUGAUGUCUGAUGCUGGUUGUCUGAUGUCUGAAGCAGAUUGCAGUGUUCAAAACGGGGAUUGUGGAACGGAGAGGAAUUGCAUAGAAAACACUUUGAACAAAAAUUCAUACAGCGAGUGCGUUUGUGCCGAAGGCAAAGUCUUAGACAAAUUUAAAGUGUGCACUGCAAUAUGUAUGUUUAACUUCCAAGAGCCCAGAAUGAACGUUGCAUACUUGAAGGCAGCUCAGUCGCUUGUGCUGAACCAGUCAGUUUUGAUGGAGGAGUUGACUGACGGACUGAUCAUUCAGACCAUCAAGCAGAGAACUUUUCUCAGCUUUGUCCAGUGGAUUAGCGUGGAUCUCAUUGAAAUGUUCACCGUUCAUCACGUCGUUCUUUUCAACAAACUAAUCUACCAAUCUAUGAAUGAGACCUACUUGACUCCGUUCACAAUUGGACUCCAUAAAUUUUUAAACAACGUUGCUAAUAUUUUGAAAUCGUACCAAUUGUGUGGGAGUUGGACGAAGAAAACGUUGAACGCGGGCAUGCCCAUGAAGAUACAAUGUUCAAUCGGAGACAUGUCGAGGUUUGUUGUCGUUCACCCGCUGAUCGAUCAACUGGUUAGGUACAUCGGUCUCAACGAGAUUGAAGUCUAUGCUACAAGUUGCAAGAAUGAACAGCACAUAUGCGGAAAUCAAACCUGCGUGGAAGUUGAAAGUAAGAACAAGAGUGAAACAACCUGCAUCCAAAAUGAUGAAAUCACAAGUGUUGACAUUGGCCAUGCAAGUGAUGUUGAAUUUCAACUAUUGAAUUAUGUGGGCUGCUUUCUUGGUACUGAAAUUGUAGAAAGCUGGAAGGCAAUGUUACUGCUCAUCCGCAAUGUCAGACUGAGUGAACGAAAAAAAGCUGAACUGAAAGAAAACAAACAACUAUCUGUAAGUCCCGUGGAAAAUGAAGUUACGAAAAAUGGCGAAGUUAAGAAAAGUGGUAAAAUUGCAAAAACUAGUGAGGUUAAUAAAGAAAGUGCGGCUAAGAAAGGAGUUGAAGCGAAAAAGGAUGAAGUUAUGAAGAAUGCAUUCCGAUGGGAUGUCGACGUCCGCAAAGACACUGCAGUCAAAAAUGAUAACCAAUUUAAAAGAGAUCUUUCAAUUUCAAAGGUAUCUUAUAACCCAUUAGCGCCCAGUGAUCUAUUUAUAGAUCACUGUGUAAAUCCCUAA